This is a messenger RNA of Brassica napus (rape), 5832 nucleotides long. RefSeq names its product NAC domain-containing protein 71-like. NCBI's taxonomy places the organism in Eukaryota, Viridiplantae, Streptophyta, Magnoliopsida, Brassicales, Brassicaceae. Bases 4653 to 5603 code for a protein of 316 amino acids. Gene Ontology annotation, biological process: regulation of DNA-templated transcription. The record is from RefSeq and is a predicted model, not a curated record. Gene Ontology annotation, molecular function: DNA binding. The transcript has 3 exons.
AAAGAUGCUCUUUGUAGUGUUUGACUAUGUUUUCCUCUCUGUUUAGAGAGAUGGUAAUGAAUUUGGUGUUAAAAAAAAACAUUCAGGAUCCUUUCAAGUUCCAACGUGAAACAUUGUUUCUGAUACUUAAUUUGAGAUAAUGACAUUUUGGUCGUAAAUCAUAGAAUAUUUAGAUAAUGAUCAAUUGGCCAGCUUUGGAUCUGAUUGAUUAAAGAUAAGAAUGGAUACUAUAGAUCAAAUUAUGAUACUAUAUUAAGUUAAAUGACUUUUAACCUAAAAAUUAAUUGAUGAUAAAUAUAUUGACUCAUAUCUCUUGUAUCUUAUAUAAUAGUUAAGAAGACAAAUGUCAUAUAUUAAUUAAUGCAAAUAAUAUAAGAUUAGUUUUGCUGGUCGAUUGUACUAGUUGCAGUCUAUUGUUUAGAUAUCGUUCUUGCUCUUUAGCGGGCUGGAUUAAUCAGUUUGGUGAAUAACAUACUGCAUCAUAAUUUUUACAUAGACUAAGUAUCGUCGUAUCGCUAGUUGCUUUUGUUGAAAACAAUAUUGCUCUUCGAUGUGUCGGUCGUUUCCUCUUCCAUUCCUUUAAUGUAGACGUGUAUGUAGUAUAUACAAAUAUAAAGCCAAAACCAUGCAAUAUCCAAAACGAUUCUUUUUUUUUUUGUGCAACAGAGCCAUAACGAUUCUAUACAUCUUGUUUUCUGUCAAUAGUUAACCUUUUAACUUUUUAUAUAUUUAGUUAGAUUUAGACAUCUGUAGUAAGAUUAAGGCCAUCUGAUAUCGCAAAUAGAAAAUUAUUAGUUGAUGAAAACAAUAUGUCGUCGGAUUCGAUCAAUUAGUCGGCGCUGUAUUGGUUACUUUCAGAAAAAUCUUAGAACACUGACAAAUGACAAUGUUCGUAUCUAAACUAGUUUCUCAGACAUUAAAAGAUAGAAAAAAAAUAAAUAGAAACGAAAAAGUAAGAAAUAGGUAGAAAAUCAGGUCUGUAAUAAUAGAUUAUGAAAAUUUGGAAAGUAAGAAAUAUUGGUUUGAUACUUUGAUUUAGUUUUUAUUUUAGAAUUAAUUAGAUAAUUAUAUUGUAAGGAAUAUUAGUAUUACAGAUGAUUGGUCAACUCAUGUCAUUAGUCGGAAGAUAUUUCAAACUCGGGUCAAACACUGUGGUACGUUUUCAGACUAGUCCACUCUGUAACAUUAAGUGCGUUCUUUCGGAGCCGACCAGUUCAGCCGAUAGGACUUAUAAGAAAACAGAAUAUUAGUAUUAAUUUGAUGAAACCUUUAUAAUUUCAUAUAUAGUCUCUUGACUGGUGAGGAUGCUCUAAAUAUAUAUAUACACAAAAAUAUUAAAUAUGAUGCAUAUGAUGCAAAUUUCUUAUUUUUAAAGAAAAUUUUUGUAACCACAUAUAUUCAAAAUAUUAAAUGUGAGGUAAAUGUUAUAUUUUAAAAGGAAAUGUGAGGCAAGCUAAGUUCAAAACACAAUGUUAGUAACCACAUAUAUUCAAAACUAUUAAAUAUGAUCAAAUGUGUUAUUUUAAAAGGAAGAUCUUAGUAACCUAGUUUCAAAAAAGAAAUAUUUUAGACCAUAAUUAACUCCAGUCUCUUAACUGAGGUUUUUAGCUUCGGAUAAGAGACGGUUCUUAGUUUUUAUUAUAUUUUGACUAAGAAAAACUAAGAACCGUCUCUUAAAUAAGAGAUAUAAGAGCCAUCUCUUAACUGAAAAGUGUUAAAAAAUGUCAAUUUCACCACAGUUGCCCAUCGUCCCACAGUUGUUAUAUUGAAAGCGUUCUGCUAGAAAAUACGGUGGCCACCAAAGAUAAAAUAUUUUCUAUGACAAUUGGUAACAUGAUGUAUAACAGUCAAGAAGAAUCUGCAAGCGAGAGGGAUACAUGGGAAUAUACGUUGUGCAAGGCGCGGAGCCGAUGAGGAAUUGAUAAACCAUGUGUUUUUUUAGUGUCCUCCAGCACUUCAGGUUUGGGCUCUCUCAAAGAUACCAUCAAAUCCAACUAUUUUUCCAACAAGCUCGCUAUUCACAAACAUGGAUCAUCUCUUUUGGAGAGUUUUCCCGCAGAUGGAUGAUCAUCAGUUUGCAUGGAUACUAUGGUAUAUUUGAAAAGGAAUGAAUAAUAAAGCUUUUAGUAAUCUGGACAUUGAUCCUAUGGACACGCUUAAUUUGGCAAAAACAAAAUCAACACUUUGGUCUGAGACACAUAUAUUGAACGAACUGAGGAAUGUAUAACACAUAGAGGUUACGACUCUACCGUCAAUUCCAGGAAGAUGGUGUUUCUCAGAUGGUUCCUAGAAAGAGAAUAAUAUUUUCUCCGGACAGGGUUGGCUCAGUACUCUAGAAGGAUUUGAUGGGUUGUUAGGGGUGAGGAAUGUUCGGGGUAGUCUUUCACUUCUUCAUGCGGAGAUGAAAGCACUACUAUGGACAAUGGAAUGUAUGAGAAAUUUACGUUAAUUUCAGGUGACGUUCGUCAAUUUCAGGUGACGUUUGCAAAAGAUUGAUUCCAAUUGGUGAAGAUGGUUACAGAACCAGAAGAAUGACCAGUUUUUGCAAAUUAUUUGGAAGAUAUUAAGGUCCUGAAAGAAAGUUUCCUUCAAUUAGAGAUUAUCUAUGUACCAAGGACGCGAAAUACAAAGGUGGAUAGCCUAGCACGCAGUGUCAGGAAACAACCGGUUUUUGUCGUUCAUAUGGAUCAAGAUCUACCGGUUUGGUUCAGAGAGUCAGUAUGAAUAUGUAAAAAUUGAUGGAAAAAAAAUGUCAAAUCAUGAAUAUAGAAUCCCGGCUAAGAGACCGGAGUUAAUCAUACCCUACCACAUAUAUUCAAUACUAUCUGAUUAGACCUAGUGCAGUCAACACAGCUGGUCCGUUUUUUUCGUAUUUCGCAGGCUUACUUCUUUCUUUACCUACCGGUAGACGUAGUUAUCUAUGCUUUUAUAUAUUUUUUCUCCAUUUAGUUGCCUUUUUCUCUUUCAUUUUUUUUUUGCCUAGUGUUCUCUUCAAAAGUGUAAAUACCAUUAGGGGUCAGGGUGACCCUUCCUAAAGUAUAGGGGAAUAUUCUAACCACAUCAUAGUUGCAAGUUACAAGGCUCGGCUUUUUUUUAUAGAACCACACCUGACAUUUCCAUCUCGUGAAGUCAUUCCUUUUUUUUUGUAUGUUUCUCUGACUUACACAAAUGGGAACUAAACUUUAAACUACAACUUUACAUCUUAAACAAUAACUACAUUUUGACAGAAAGCCAUAACUAUAUUUAUUUCGUCAAAGUUUCGUUAUCUCUUAUGUCUUAAAAGUUUAAAGCGAAUUUGUCUUACUCAUGCUGGCGUGGAAGAACAAUGUUAAAACCUAUUAGAGAUUGCGAACUUUAAUAAAUCUCAUUUAAAUAGUAAAUUUGUUUUGGGUACAAUAUAAAAUGCCAAAAAGCAUCAGAACCGGUUUUUAUGACCGAAAAGUUAAGUGAUAUUGGAUUCAGACUAUAAUUCCAUUCUAAAUGCCUUUGUUGUGAGAAACCAGGUCGAAAACUCGAACAUUCAAAAAUCUGUAGAAACACGGGUUUCAUAUUAAAUAUUUGAAGGAACAGAAAAAAAUAUAAUGGUGAUGACUAAUAUAAAUCUCAAAUCAAUAGCGGAAUAACAUAAAGUAUAAUAAAAGCAGAUAAAAUAUUUGGAAUGAAAAAAAAUAUGUUAAACAACAAUCACAAAGUGAUAGAAUAUUUUGGGCAGGUUAAUAAAUAUUUUAAUUAGUUUUUAACUUACAUGUCAUAUAGUAUAUAGCAAACUUGACGGUAAAUAACAAUCAAAAAGUGAUAGAUAACAUUUCUGUAGAUUAAUAGCAUGAUAUAUAGAAUUGACAUAAAAACAAAUUCAUCGUUUCAUAAAAUGAACCCUCGUAUUAUUUAGUCGAAAACUGAAUCGAUAUUAUGGGAUGGGUUUUAUCUUUAAGCGUGUGUGUGAACACGUCUAAUAGCUUUUGAGACCAGGUAGGUCCAAGUUCUUUUGGAAUUUUGGGAACUCUUUAGACAAGCAAUGUCUUUAUGUGUGCUUUCGGUGUGUCUCGUUGUUUUUCUUCUGGAUUUUAAAAUGGCAUUAUAAAAUAAUACAUAUAUAACUAAUCCCUUAAUUAAUCCACAUAUAUUAAUUAAUUAAUUAAUAUGCCCCCAUAGUUCAAACAUUGUGCUAUAUAUAUCAAAUGCUUCACAACCAUUCAACACUCUACCACCUUUGUCUUCUCUUAAUCAUUCUCCUAGUUUGAUUACUCACUAAUCACUUUUGGUUUCUUAUAUAGCUACUCUCUGAUUUAAAGUAAGAGCACCUUUUUUCCAGCCAGUGUCUUUGACCCGUCGCAAUUACCUCUGCCCUCAACUUCAAAAUAUAGGCUAUUACUCUUCGUUAUUCCCAUAUUUCUUUUCUUAAUUUUGUGUCUAUUGUUUUUCUUAAUAGUAAAAAGAGGAACUUGGGGUCAUUGCGCUGAUUUAUUUUCUAAUUGUCAUACGAUUUUUUCGGACAAUGAUCUUGUCACAAAAAGAAUGCAAUCAACGUGAGCUGCAAGCUUUUCUUAAGAACAAAUCAAGUGUCGAAAAAAGUUUUUAUUUCUGGAUUUUCAAAAUAUUUAGUAGAUUUGAUCGCUAAAUCUCUCUUGUGUCACAAGCAACAAGUGUUAAACAUGCAAAUGGGAAGUUCAUGUCUACCUCCAGGAUUUAGAUUUCAUCCAACUGAUGAAGAGCUCAUAGGCUAUUACUUGAGUAGAAAAGUCGAAGGUCUCGAGAUUGAGCUUGAAGUCAUUCCUGUUAUCGAUUUAUAUAAAUUCGAUCCUUGGGAGUUACCAGGUAAUCUAAAGAAAAACUUGUUUGAAUUAAUAUCAUUCAUAAAUUUAUAUCUAAUUUUAUCUUCUUUAAUUGCUAUCUUUGUUGUUUUAGAUAAAUCGUUCCUACCCAAUAGAGAUAUGGAAUGGUUCUUUUUCUGUCCAAGGGACAAAAAAUAUCCUAAUGGUUCUCGAACCAAUAGGGCUACAAAAGCCGGUUAUUGGAAAGCAACCGGUAAAGAUCGAAAAAUCUCUUGUAAAUCAUCUGGUGCUAUAAUCGGAUAUCGGAAGACAUUAGUUUUCUAUGAAGGUCGUGCCCCAUUGGGUGAUAGAACUAUCUGGUUUAUGCAUGAAUAUCGCCUUUGCGAUGACGAUCUUUCUCAAAAAUCACCAAAUUUCAAGGGAGCUUUUGUGUUAUGUCGUGUAGUCAAGAAGAACGGACUUAAGACCAAAACUUUGAAAAAUAAAAACGAACAAGCUAUUGGUUCAGGUUGCUCUAGCCUUGCGACCUCUCCAUGUCGAGAUCAAACGACGCAGUUUCAAUCUUUCAAGCCUUCUUUAACUACAAACGAAUCUUCUAGCAUUUGGAUUUCUCCUGAUUUCAUCCUUGAUUCCUCAAAAGAUUAUCCUCAAAUUCAAGAGGGUGUUUCUGAAUACCUUCCCAACUACCAUUUUCCAGUCAAUGGGGCGAACCACCAAAUGGAAAUUGCAGAGACUUCAUAUUUGAACAUUGAUCAAUCAAAACAAACCGGUUACUGGCCAAAUUUUGAAUACGACCAAACCGGUUCAUUCGAUUACUCAAACCUUUUCUAGGUAGAAGGAAAUGUGUGGGUUUCUUCAGGACAAAAACGCCUUUUAAUGUUGGAGUCCUCGAAGAAGAUAAAAUUGGUUUGCAUAAAUUUGGAGUCUCUUGCAUUUUAUUUUAGAAUAUAUAUAUUGGUUUUGCCUUUUUGGUUUUGAUUUUACUAAUUAAUAUAUUGUUUGCUGUGGAAUGACUAUUUUAUAUUCCUAAUUUGUUAUAUGAUAGUCUUAUUUUACGUUC